Messenger RNA from Cuculus canorus (common cuckoo), 1915 nucleotides. RefSeq names its product methenyltetrahydrofolate synthetase (gene MTHFS). The transcript has 3 exons. Gene Ontology annotation, cellular component: mitochondrion. Gene Ontology annotation, molecular function: 5-formyltetrahydrofolate cyclo-ligase activity. NCBI's taxonomy places the organism in Eukaryota, Metazoa, Chordata, Aves, Cuculiformes, Cuculidae. The coding region runs from base 120 to 746 and encodes 208 amino acids. Gene Ontology annotation, biological process: folic acid-containing compound biosynthetic process; tetrahydrofolate interconversion. The record is from RefSeq and is a predicted model, not a curated record.
GGGCUGAAGGGGAUCGCUCCCUCGCACCGCCCAGGCCUGGUUCAAGGGCGCUCGCUCUCCACUCUCCCCUUCCAGCCUCAGGGCGUCCACCCGCCCGCCUCUGCCGCCCCGCCCCGCGCAUGGAGCCCGCGGGCCGGGCCCCCGCCAUGGCGUCGCUGCGGGCGGCCAAGGCCGCGCUGCGGGCCGAGCUGCGGGCGAGGCUGAGGGUGCUGGGCGAGGCGGAGAAGCGAGGCCAGUCGGCCCGGCUCAGCCGCAAGGUGAUUGACCACCCCAAGUACCAAGGGUCCAAAAGAAUUGCCAUCUAUCUGAGUAUGCCAGAUGAAGUCCAGACAGAAGAAAUCAUUAAGAACAUUUUUAAGCAAGGCAAAGAAUGUUUCAUCCCACGUUACAAGCCUCACAGCAAUCACAUGGACAUGCUGAAGUUAUCAUCAGCUGAAGACAUUUCUUCACUUACUUUGACAUCCUGGAAUAUUCUUCAGCCUAGUGAUGAUGACAGUGCAAGAGAGGAGGCUCUUGCUGGUGGGGGUCUUGACCUUAUCUUCAUGCCAGGCCUUGGGUUUGACAAAAAAGGCAACAGAUUGGGAAGAGGGAAAGGAUAUUAUGAUACCUAUCUGGAAAGAUGUAUGAAACAUCCCAGUGGAAAGCCGUACACAAUUGCCUUGGCUUUUAGGGAACAGAUUUGUGACUCAGUGCCUGUGGCAGAAAAUGAUGUCCCAGUAGAUGAAAUCCUUUAUGAAGACUGCUGAAAGUAUCUUGAUACCAACCCACCUUCAGAGUGACCGAACAAAGACGUCAGAUCCAUCAGUCAUGACUUUUUAAUAGUCAUCUAUGACUUUGGGAGCAAUAAAAUACACUAUUUGUGUUUGAACACAAAUAAAAAAAACCAACCCAGUGUAAAAGUCAUAAAAGUAGUGAGGAUUGCAUUAAUUUGCUUUUAAUUAGCAAAUUUCUGGUGUGAAUUCUUUUUCUACAAUCAAUAGAAACAAGAAUGACUGUUUAUUACAGUAAGGACCAUUUCUUUUCAUGGUGCUUCUGAGGAACCAAGUACUUCAUACUUAACAGUUUUAUUAUUCCAGUGAACUGUAUACUAAUGACAGUUCUUAAUCAAUUCUGGAAUUAGAUACUUGUUAUGGUAAAAGAUCUUAGUACUUAAAUACUAUGUACAUCCAUGAGAAAAGAAGAAAACGACAGAUAAAUGCUAUAGUAAGCUGGGCAAAAAAUAGUGGCUGGAAAAAAAGCCUUAAUGGAUUUUGAUGUAUACAAUAAUUUAGACUUUUUACUUGGUUCCUUGAAGUUGUCUUAAAAUAAAAGGAGUAGCUGUUAAUAAAAAAGACUUGUGUCCACGGCUUUGGUUCUUUCCUCUAUAUGAAUAGAAUAUUGUAAUGUAGUCUAAAAUGCAGUUAGUGGGUUUUCCAUUUGGAGAAAAACAGCUCUGUUUUUGUAAAAUAAUGUUCAAAAUAAGUUUAAGUUUCCAAAAUAAGUUUUAAAUUAAAUUUUCUACAUGAGCCUCUUGUAAUGUCCCAAAGUACUGUGUGAAGUAUGGACACUUAUGUUAAAGGAUAAAGAGAUGCUAAUAUUUGCAGAGAGCGGGUUUUAAGGACUGAGUAAGUUUUGGGGUAGAAGGUUGGUUUUUUCUGCAGUUCUCCAGACCAUCCUGGACAUCAGGAAGAAGAGAGUGAAUUUUUCUCUGCACGCUGUGUUCAUAGUAAUAGGACAGAAUAUCACCAGUCAGGAUCAAUCAAACUGUGAAACUUUUAUGGUCCUUCUUCAGUGCAACUUCACUUUUUCUAUACAUGUUUGACUCCUCCUUCAAUCAAUAAAUCAGUGCAUUUAUUUUCACCAAACUGCUCUGUCUUGUCAUUAAAAAAUCCAUGAAUUCUCAAGGACCAGCUAUGGAGCAAAAUGACCGUAAGAC